Molecule: messenger RNA, 2668 nt
Organism: Dendronephthya gigantea
Lineage: Eukaryota; Metazoa; Cnidaria; Anthozoa; Malacalcyonacea; Nephtheidae
Product: glutamine--tRNA ligase-like
Exons: 24
Coding region: 21-2411 (796 amino acids)
Biological process (GO): glutaminyl-tRNA aminoacylation; translation
Cellular component (GO): aminoacyl-tRNA synthetase multienzyme complex; cytoplasm; cytosol
Molecular function (GO): ATP binding; glutamine-tRNA ligase activity
Source: RefSeq, a predicted model, not a curated record
AGUUCGAUUGUUUCAGUUUCAUGUUGAGAAGCUGGGGGAAAUUUGCCUCUAAAUUGCUCGAUUUUUACGCACUUCCAAUUCGUACGAUGUCAACAAGAAUAGAUCUCUUUCAAAGUAUUGGUUUGAGCGAGCAAAAGGCAAAAGAAACGUUGAAGAAUGAAGCCCUUGCAAAGCAUUUGGAAGACGUUGUUAUCGCAGCAAACAAGGUGAACAAUGAUUGUCCUAUCAAUAAAUCAGCUGGAAUGUUGCUCUACUCAUUUGCCACUGGUAACAUAAAGACUCUAGAAAGGUUGAAUAUGAUGGUUGAUUAUAUUUGCACUGGCAAGAUUGCAUCACAGGCUCAACUGUCAGCGGCAAUGGAGUAUCUAAAAGCCAAACCAGUAGAUCCUGUUGCAGUUGAAGAAUUUGAAAAUGCAUGUGGUGUUGGUGUCAAAAUUACUCCUGAUCAAAUUGAAGAAUGUAUUGAAAGGCUUGUUGCUGCCAAUAAAGAUGAAAUCUUGAGCAAAAGAUAUAAAUUCAAUACCGGCAUGAUUAUGGCAAAGGCAAGAGAGGAACUAAAGUGGGCAGAUGGUAAAGUAUUGAAAGCAGAACUUGAUAUGGAGUUGUUAGACUUGUUGGGACCAAAAACUGAAGCUGACACGAAGAAGCCAAAAUCUGAGAAGACUCCCACAGCAUCUAAAUCAACUGCAAAACCUAAGGCAAAGCCACCCAGCAAGGAUUUGAAAUCAGAAGAAGUAUCCCUGGCGGAUUUAGGUGGAGAAGCUGCUAAAUUUCAUAAACCAGGUGAAAAUUACCUUACACCGGGUUAUGUUGUGACCCCCAAAACAAUGGAACUGUUGCAAGAACAUCUGAAACAAACUGGAGGAAUGGUCGUGACUCGAUUUCCUCCUGAACCAAACGGAAUCCUUCAUAUCGGGCACGCGAAGGCAAUUAACUUCAAUUUUGGAUAUGCUAAGGCGCAUGGCGGAAUUUGUUAUUUACGUUAUGACGACACAAACCCAGAGAAGGAAGAGGAAAGGUUCUUUAAAGGAAUUCAGGAGAUGGUCGCUUGGUUGGGUUUUAAACCUUACAAGAUAACGCAUGCGUCCGAUCAUUUUGACAGACUUUACGAUUUUGCUGUUGAAUUGAUCAAGAGAGACAAGGCAUACGUGUGCCAUCAGCAGUAUGAAGAAAUCAAGGGAUACAAUCCUCCGCCCAGUCCCUGGAGAGAUCGACCAAUCGAGGAAUCACUUCGUCUGUUUCAGGAUAUGAGAAACGGCAAGCUUAAUGAGGGAGAGGCGACACUUCGUAUGAAGUUCACAAUGGAUGAUGGGAAGGUUGACCCCGUCGCAUAUCGUAUGAAGUUCACACCACAUCCACAAUCCGGUGAUAAAUGGUGUAUUUACCCCACUUACGAUUUUACACACUGCAUCUGUGACUCGCUUGAAAAUAUUACGCAUUCACUGUGUACGAAGGAAUUUCAAAACAGACGGUCAGCGUACUAUUGGUUGAACAACUCUCUCGAUAUUUACUGCCCCGUGCAGUGGGAAUAUGGAAGAUUAAACAUGAAUUAUUCUGUGGUUUCAAAACGAAAGAUUGCAAAAUUAAUCCACGAAGGAAUCGUGAAAGAUUGGGAUGAUCCGAGAUUGUUCACUUUAACUGCUUUACGUCGGAGAGGAUUUCCUCCUGAAGCUGUCAACACUUUUUGUUCCAAGGUGGGUGUUACCAUGGCUCAAGUCACGAUAGAUCCUGAGAUGUUGGAAUCCUGUGUGAGAGAUGUUCUCAAUAACACUGCUGUAAGGGUUAUGGCAGUAUUGGAUCCAAUCAAAGUAACCAUUACGAAUUUUCCUUCACCGAAACCAAUUCCUAUCUCUGUGCCAAAUAUUCCUCACGACCAGUCCAAAGGUUCACACGAGAUUCCCUUUGAUCGUGUCAUGUACAUCGAUCGUUCUGACUUCAAAGAGGUCAACAACGAGAAGGGUUACAAAAGAUUAAGUCCAGAGCAAAGUGUUGGAUUACGUCAUGCUGGCUACGUCAUCUCGGUCCAGGAGGUUGUCAAGGACGCUAAAGGCAAUAUUACAGAACUCAAGACUACGUGCGAAAGCGUGUCCAACACGGUGAAACCCAAAGGCUUCAUACACUGGGUGUCAUCGCCAUUAACCUGUGAAAUUAGGAUAUAUGAACGACUGUUUAAACACAAGUUUCCGGAGGAUCCAAAUGUUGUUCCAGGUGGAUUUUUAUCUGAUUGUAAUAAGGAUUCUCUGCGGAUAAUUCCGAAUGCUUUAGUUGAUGUCACAGUAAAGGACGCUCCUGUUUUGAGUAAAUUUCAAUUCGAGAGAGUUGGUUUCUUUUGUAUUGAUUCUGAUAGCACAAAUAAUAAGAUCGUUUUCAAUCGCACAAUUCCUCUCAAGGAAGAUGCUGGCAAAAACUAAAACAUGAACUGUUGGCUCAUGCAGUUAAUAGUUCAAAACUCUGAUCUUAGUUGAUACAAUAAUUCAACAGAAAUGUGAAUCUUAUUAGCGAGGUGUAUUCGAUACAUUUAAAAAAUAUUUUUAAUCACAAUUUUCGUCUCUCUUGAGUCAUCCAAAUAGUCCGGCAAUAAGUAAUCAAUGCAAUGUGAAGCAAGUUCAGCAUAGACGACGCGAGAGAAAUCUUUUGUUGACAAAAGAUUGUUUAGUAUCAUAUUUUC